Messenger RNA from Aspergillus pseudoviridinutans, 1647 nucleotides. RefSeq lists its product as uncharacterized. Bases 1 to 1647 code for a protein of 548 amino acids. The transcript is spliced from 3 exons. The record is from RefSeq and is a predicted model, not a curated record. Lineage: Eukaryota; Fungi; Ascomycota; Eurotiomycetes; Eurotiales; Aspergillaceae.
AUGCGGUUCAAUGUCAAUUGGUCUCAGAUCGCCAGCCUCGGCCUGCUGGGCGCCAGUUUGGUGCGAUCAGCCGAGUUGAGCAAGCAGUCGCAGGCCCUCUUUGAUCAGUCGAUGACUCUUCUAGACGAUAUUUACGAUCCUGCGGCCUCCUACCUACACUAUUUCUACUUCCCCUUAGCCGCAGGUCCACAUGACACCCGGUCGACCGUCUGGCACUCUGUUGGACUACUCCAACGUAACCAGGGCAAUGACCUCAAUGAAGCUGUGAAGAUUCUCAAGAAUGUGAUUGCCGGUCAGGAGAAAAAUACGUCAGCGCAAUGGUAUGGAGACUACACUGUUUAUCCUGAGCAGCCGACUGUUGGCAGCCCUGCAUAUGCGCCCAAUAUCUAUAACACGUGGGAUCCCAACUGGAGAGGCUUCAUUGGUACCGCUCUGAUCGUCAUUUAUGAGGAAUUCGGAAGACUUUUGCCUGCAGAUGUAAAGGACUUGAUCAUUGACAGCCUGUACAACAACACCGUCGGUGACAGCUAUCGUGUUGGUGGCGUUGAUGGAGAUAACUUGUACCCGGCGUAUUCAAAUGCCUGGUUGAUGCGGACGGUGGUGACUUCAUGGACCGGGCACCACCUGAACAACGCCAACAUGACUUCCUCAGGAGACAAUGACGCCCACGAAUUCCUCGAGCUCUUUGAUCGCAACCACACUUUGUCCGAGUUCAACGGCCCAACCUACGCCGGUGUCUCCCUCUAUGCGCUGACCAUUGCCGCCAAGUACCUUUCAUCGACUAGUUCUGUUAUCGGGCAGAAUGCAGAGCGGGUGAUCCAGGAUAUCUGGGGCUAUGAGUCCCAGCUGUGGAACCCUAAUAUGAGAAACUUCGCUGGUCCAUGGGACCGUUCAUACGGCUAUGAUAUGAACAAAUACGUGGCUAUCAUGUCAAUUUGGAUCUGGUCCCUGGUAGGAAAGGAGAACGUGUGGCAUUCGACCUCUCCGAUCUGGACUAUGACACACGCAGGCGACUUUGAGAUCUCCCCCAUUAUCGCCGUUCUUUCGAACUUCCAUAAGAAGCUCGUACCGGACUAUGUUCUUUCGAGACUGACCUCCUCCUUUGGCGAGCACACCUAUACCGGGCACGCUUACGCUCCUCCAGCGGACUACGAGCCUCGCAACAUCACAACGUGGCUCUCAGCCAAUCUGACCAUCGGAACAGAUUCCUUCAACCAGAGCGUUGUGGGGGGCUAUUCAAAGGACUCAACCUCCUUCUCUCCUUCAGUCGUUCAGUGGAUUCGCUCCGAUGGGUCAAUUGGCUACUUCAACCUAUAUCCGACCGAAACCGCGUUGCAGGCAGAGGUGACUCCGUACGCACUCAACCUGACCUAUCCGCUGGGCAACUCCACGAGCAAGUUUACAUUCGUUCUCGCUUCGAACCCACUUGGUGCGAAGCGGGAUAUCUAUGGGCUCAACGAUGUCGAUGGUCUGCAGAUUGAGGUAGUCGGCGGGACUGUCAACCCAGUUCCGGAGAUAUCUUUCUGUGGACUGGUUGGUGGAACUUGCCAUAUUAUCCAUAACUUUGAGUUCUGGAAUAUCACCUUUUCUAUGAAAGAAAAUAGCUCUGAUAUUCCCAGCGUCCAGUUUAAAUUCGCACUCAAUUAA